GAUAUCAUGAAGCAGCGCGUCGUUUCAGCGUCCUUCGAUAACGCCACGGCCGAUUCCGUCCGCGCUUUCGCCGAGAAGGGGGCCGAGAGCUUCGAUGAUCCUGGUGGUGCCUUCGCGAGUAUCCAGGCGUCGUUGGAGAAGCAGAAGGCUUCGAUCAGCCUGAGUGCGAAGGUCACGCAGUAUGCCGAGGUGGCGUCCAACUGGGCGCGCGCCAACCGUGGGAAGGAGAGCAUCGAGAGUGCCGACGCGCUGAACCAGGUGACGAACCUCGCCAAGGGCCUCGAUGGCAUGUACUUGUCGGAUGCGGAUUCGGCAACUCGGGAGACAGCGGCGCUCGAGGUGCUAACGAUUCUCAAUGAUAUGCUGUGCGGCAGUGCUACCAACACGUAUUCGGCUUCGGUGGCCGAGUUGAAGGAGGUCGCCACGAUCGCGAGCGCCUGCAAGACGCUGCGGUCUCAGGUGCCAGACGAUGAGGGCAUGGAGAAGUUGUCAUUCGUCAUCUUGUUCACCGAGAACCUGGACCUUGCCGAUUCCCUGCUGAAGUAUAUGUCCUUGCCUGAUGGCGCUGCCGCGCGGGUCAAGGCGGACAAGACCCUGGCGAUCACCCAGGAGGCGGUGGCGGCGUUCGACAGUCUUCUUAAGGCCGCGGCUGGCGCGGCCUCGACUCGCCUGGAGCAGUGGCAGGUCGCCUUGCGGUGCCGCUUGACGGCUCAGGCGGAGAUCGGCCUGCCAGCGAGGCGCCAGAAGCUCGACGAGAGUGCCAUCCCGAUCGAGAGGUUGCAGUUCGGGACUGCGCGUGGCGAGCUCUGGUCAGGGGGGCUCGCCGCGGACGCUGAGCUCGACCAGCUGCUGGCGCACGCGACGGACUCGAUCCUGGCGGACUACGCGGCCCCGCUGACGGUGAAGAACCACGCGGUCACUCUCUCGACCAGGGAGACGGAGUGGACUGCGGCGGCCAAGCUGUACCAGCAGCACGACCAGACGGUGACGGAGCAGUACCAGAAGAUGGUCAUGCACACGAAGGUGCGCGUGUCGGAGGCGACGUGCCUCAUGGCACUGAAGGAGUUCUCUGGCCGCCCGAUGAAGCUGAAGCGGCUCUUGAGCUCGGAGCGCGAUGAGUUGGCGGCCAGCGGGUGGUGGGAGCACGUGCAGCCGGCCCUGCGCGCCCAGGUCGAGGACGCCACGAAGUGGAGUCGCAAGGCUGCUGGUGCGGGUGAGUCCUAG
Prorocentrum cordatum is the source of this 1224-nucleotide messenger RNA. Lineage: Eukaryota; Dinophyceae; Prorocentrales; Prorocentraceae. The record is from the annotation of a GenBank genome assembly.